CUUUAGUUGCGGUCACGCUGUGUACAAGGCAAAUUAAAAGAUAAAAUUAAAAAUAGCCAGAAAAAUACGCGAGUGUGACGUGCUAAAUAGUUAAAUAGUUGUGCCUGGCAAUUUAUAAGAAUGCCCACAUAGACUGAGCACAUCGUGCAAGUGUUUUUGUGCAAUAAUAAAUAAAAGGAACAACAAUAUUAGAAAUAAAUUUUCAAGCUUCUUCGGCUACAUUGCACGCAGAGCAGCAGAAAGAAGCAAGCCACUGCCUGCUCCCCUCUGCCCUGCCCUGCCCUUUAGCCGUAGCAUUCGCAGUCGCAGUCGUUUGUCUACGUUAAGUUGCGUCCCGUAUGUAAAUGUAACCGAUGGACGACGAAGGCGAACCAAACAGAUGAUAUUCACGCUACAACAACAACGACCACACAACAACAACAAGAAAAAGCAGCAGCAAACAUGUACAUAUAGCCAUCAGCAUAUUAUUCAAUGAGUGUGUGCGCGAGCGUAUAAAAGAAAAAUUAGAUAAAAACGAAAACGAAAAAUAUAUAAAAUGAAAUUAGCGCACGCCUGAAUUUCGAGUUUGGCGCAAGGUGAAUCGAACCGAACCGAAACUGAAUGUUGUACAUACAUAUAAUACAUACAAUACAAAUACAAUACAAAAAAAAGUGCGACGAAAAACAAUUUUCAACUUUUCUCUUUGUGCGUGUGCGUGUGCGAACCUGAAGUGCUGCCACCUGCAAUUGCAAUUUGCAAUUGCAUUGAUUUAAGCAACACACAAACACAUACAUACAAACAUACGUGCAUAAAGAGGAUAUACAUAACGUACAUACAAACAUACACUCACCUCAUACAUACAAACUUAUGUGCAUAUAUGCAUGUGUGUGUGCACACAUACACAUGAUGGCUGACUGAUAAAAGCCUCAAACUCACACAAACAUACACACACACAUGCAAAGGCAGCGAGAGACGCACACACACAUAUAAACACGCAUACAGCGAGCUUUUGACACACGAUAACAAUAUAACUUGAACUUGGCACAAUUCACUGGCGCAGGAGGAGGAAGUAGCAGGCAAUCACUCACACUGAGGAUAGUUAAAUAGCACCAAGAAGUCCAAUGUCCAAUAAAAUCAAUCCCAAGCGACGUGAACCGACAGCAGCAGCCGCUGUAGCCGCCGCCACCGCCGUUGUGGCGACCAAUACGAGCAGCUCGACGGGAUCGUCCAGUGCUGGUAACACAUCAUCGGCAAACACAUCGUCCUCAUCCAGCUCAUCACUGUCGUCCGCAGGAGGCGGUGAUGCUGGCAUGUCUGCCGAUCUAACAUCGCUAUUCGAGUGCCCCGUUUGUUUCGAUUAUGUGCUGCCACCGAUACUGCAAUGCUCCAGCGGGCAUUUGGUAUGCGUCUCGUGCCGUUCCAAGCUCACAUGCUGCCCCACAUGUCGCGGCCCCCUCGCCAACAUACGCAACCUGGCCAUGGAGAAGGUCGCCUCCAAUGUGAAAUUCCCAUGCAAACAUUCGGGCUACGGCUGCACCGCCUCACUCGUCUACACUGAGAAGACGGAGCACGAGGAGACCUGCGAAUGCCGGCCGUAUCUGUGCCCAUGUCCGGGUGCCUCGUGCAAGUGGCAAGGACCGUUGGAUCUAGUCAUGCAGCAUCUAAUGAUGUCACACAAGAGCAUUACAACGCUGCAGGGCGAGGAUAUUGUGUUCUUGGCCACCGACAUCAAUCUGCCCGGCGCCGUCGAUUGGGUGAUGAUGCAGUCGUGUUUUGGCCAUCAUUUCAUGCUUGUGCUGGAGAAACAGGAGAAAUACGAUGGCCAUCAGCAGUUCUUUGCCAUCGUUCAGCUGAUCGGGUCGCGCAAGGAGGCCGAGAAUUUUGUGUAUCGCCUGGAAUUGAAUGGGAAUCGACGUCGUCUCACCUGGGAGGCAAUGCCGCGUUCCAUACACGAGGGCGUUGCCUCGGCCAUACUCAAUUCGGAUUGUCUGGUGUUUGACACAUCGAUUGCGCAACUCUUUGCCGACAAUGGGAAUCUGGGCAUCAAUGUAACCAUAUCUCUGGUCUAAAACACCAACACACACACACCCGGUACAUACAUACAACAUGAACAUACAUCACCAACACACAAAAUCCAACAAAAUGAUUGAAAUGAUUAUGUGCAUCGUUUCUAAAACGAUUUUCGAUGAUUUUCGAUACACGAUUCUUACACCACACACAUACAAAUUAUAUAUACAUAUAUAUAUUCCUUUAAUCGUAUCGGAAUGUAUAUAGAGCAUGUGUGUGUGUGCGUGUAGAUCGGUAGAUUGUCUGUCUGUAUGUCUGAUUGUCAGUCUCUUGCCUUUUGGACUGGCAAUAAUUAUUAUUAUUAGUAGUUCUAGGAAUAUUUCAUUUAAAUAAGUGAGAAAUGCAAACUAAGAAAAUUAAACAAAAAAAGAGAGGAAAGAAAAACACAUUUAUUCUACCGCGUGUUUUUUUUUUUUUUUUUUUUUGUAUUUGUGGGUUUUAGUUUAAUUUAGUUUGUAAGCCGGUCGACGUGGGGGCAUAAAACUUGGAGCGGAGCUGCCCACCAUCCACAAUCCAUACCACACUCGAAACAAAUACACACACACACAAUACACGUACACAUCUAUUACAUCUUUACAUCUAUACAACUGAGAGCAGCUAGUUUAGUUAAUGUAAAUUAUUUUAUACGAAAUAAAUUGUAAAUGCUAUAAAAGUAAACAUCACUUUUAACGACAAACAAAAAAAAACAAAACAACAAAAAAAUCAACAAAACAUAACU
Molecule: messenger RNA, 2764 nt
Organism: Drosophila albomicans
Lineage: Eukaryota; Metazoa; Arthropoda; Insecta; Diptera; Drosophilidae
Gene: sina
Product: E3 ubiquitin-protein ligase sina
Exons: 2
Coding region: 1101-2048 (315 amino acids)
Biological process (GO): proteasome-mediated ubiquitin-dependent protein catabolic process; multicellular organism development
Cellular component (GO): cytoplasm
Molecular function (GO): ubiquitin conjugating enzyme binding; ubiquitin protein ligase activity; zinc ion binding
Source: RefSeq, a predicted model, not a curated record